GGUUUCGCUUCGCCCGGAGCGACGUCACACCGAGGUGGAAGAAGACGAGCGCAUUUUUUUCCUCCCUUUAUCGUCCAAAGAAAACACAUCGACCAGACUGUGGCACACAGACGCCUCUACCUGCAGCCGGUGCGCACCGAAAAAUUACUUCCCCCAAGUUCAUCAGUGCGUAGAGAACGGCCAACCUCCAGCUGCAACCCAAAAGACCAAGAUUUUAUUUUUUCUUAUCAACUCAGCACUGCUUUUCUUCUUGUUUAAUAUCAUUUUCACUCUUACAAAUAACCCCCCCGCCACCCCCCACAAAAGAGUGGCGAGACUCCAAGUGUCCUCACAACCACCGUGCGCUGUUUCGCAGGCAGAGAGGACUUGGAGCCACUUCUCGUUUCUCGUCAGACCGUUUUUGAAAGCAUGCAAUGCGCUGCGAUAGAUAGAGCAGAACGACAAUGAAGAGGUUAACCACACCUUUAAAAGCGGACAUCUCUUCAGUAGCCUCUUGACCAACUUUGUUGCGCAUUAAGAUGCGCCCCAGAGAAGAGGAGUUGGAUGAGGAACUUUUUGCGCUCUUGUUGACAGACAGUUUCCAGUGAGCUUUUGCUGAGCGUACCGUCAGAAAACGAGAUCCUCCUAUGCAUUUAAGAAGUCAUCCAACUCGGUGUUGGCUGAGCUCGUCAGUAAUUUAAAUUUUUGCUGUGGAAUCUCCUCGAGGAUUUGCUGAGUUCACCAUGACGGUUCGUCUAUCGCGGAUCCAGCUGGCCCUGUUCUUUAUCUUGCUCUGUCCGGUCAAUAUCAUCGGACUCUGGUGGGCGGUAGGCAGUCCGCUGGUGAUGGACCCCAACAGCAUUUGCAGGAAAGCGAAGCGUCUGGCGGGAAAGCAGGCUGAGCUGUGCCAGACUCAGCCAGAGAUUGUCAGUGAGGUGGCCAAAGGAGCCAGGCUGGGCAUCAGGGAGUGCCAGUACCAGUUCAGGUACCGCCGUUGGAACUGCACUAGCCACAACAAGUACUUUGGCAAAAUACUGCAGCAAGAUAUUCGGGAGACAGCGUUUGUUUAUGCCAUCACGGCGGCUGGUGUGACCCACGCCGUAACCCAGGCCUGCAGUAUGGGAGACCUCCUACAGUGUGGCUGUGAGGCGACCAGGAACAGAGCACCUCCAAGGCCGUCUUCAUCCUCCCCCUCUGGGGAUGGAGUCAAGUGGGAGUGGGGGGGCUGCGGAGAUGAUGUGGAGUUUGGGUAUGAAAAGUCGAAACAGUUUAUGGACGCCAAGAGGAGAAGGGGCAAGAGUGACAUUAGGACACUCAUUGACCUGCACAACAACGAGGCUGGGCGGCUGGCGGUGAAGCUCUACAUGCGGACAGAGUGCAAGUGCCACGGCCUGUCAGGGUCAUGCACUCUGCGCACAUGCUGGAAGAAGAUGCCUCAUUUCCGUGAGGUGGGCGACCGCCUGCUGGAGCGCUUCAACGGCGCUUCCAAGGUGAUGGGAGGCAACGAUGGCAAGACCCUGAUCCCUGUUGGCCAGAACAUAAAGCCACCAGAUAAGCAGGAUCUGAUAUACUCUGACGAGUCGCCCGAUUUCUGCCUUGCAAAUCGGAAAACUGGCUCACUGGGGACGCGGGGGCGCAUGUGCAACAGCACAGCCAUGGACAUCAGUGGCUGUGACCUGCUUUGCUGCGAGCGCGGCUACCGGGAGGAAACAGUGGUGUUAGAGGAGAACUGUCUGUGUCGUUUCCACUGGUGUUGUGUGGUCCAGUGCAAGAAAUGCUUGGUCCGAAAAGAACUUAGUCUCUGUCACUGAUGAACUGAUGAACUGAGGAUGACAGCAGUCAAUAUGACUUGGUUACUUCUGUUACUUUUUGAGGUUUUUCGCUUUUGUUUGGCUUGUGUGAAAGAAGAAUAGGGUUUGGACUUUUAUGGUAAUCCUUUUGUUUCAGUUUUUGCACCAGUCACAUUCAGAUAAUGCCCCAAAAAUGUUCAUUUUAAAUAAUAUUUAAUCUCAGCUCUGGCUGGUUUGGUUCCCAGGAAUUUUGACAGACAUCAGAGUUGCUGGCCAAAGGUUCAAAAGGUACAGAAAGUAAAUGCAACCAUAUGGAAACAAUGGUAGGGCAGGGACUAAAAUAGGUCAAAUAGAGAAAUGUUUCUUUCUGAACUACCUAUUUUUCUCAUUUUUUUGUUUAUGAAAAGGACCAAAGAAUGUGAAAAUUUGUAUUUUCCAUCUCAGUGAAAGAGGACGACCUAUGCAUGGAGGUUUCUUAUUAGGCUACGUUCAGACUACAGGCAAAUGUGGGUCAGAUCAGAUUUUUUUGGGGUCAAGUGACCAGGUCACAGAUUCAGGCCACUUUGAUAUGUUUCAUUUUUUCAAUGCGGCCACAGUAUGAAAAACCAAGGCAGAUUUGAUGCGACUUUUACCUCAAUAAUCCUUGCUACGCCCUCUCUCUCCGCAGGGAGGGACGGGGCCCCCUGCUCCCAGUGCAGCUGUCAACCGGGACGGACUGUCCUUAGUGCGCCCCAACCGCAUCACGUCGCCGGGGGUCUGCGGCGAUGUCGGCAACCCGCCUGACCCGUCUUGAAACAUGGACCAAGGAGUCAGAGGGUCGCGCGAGUCAGGCGCAAUGAAAGUAAGGGCGUGAGGUGGGAUCCCGGUCCCUCGGGGUUGGGCGCACCACCGGCCCGUCUCGCCCGCACCGUCGGGGAGGUGGAGCGUGAGCCCGUGCGAUAGGACCCAAAAGAUGGUGAACUUUGCCUGGGAAAGGCAAAGCCAGAGGAAACUCUGGUGGAGGCCCGUAGCGGUUUUAUUUUGAAAUAAAAGCGAAAAUGCUAACUUCCUCCAUAACCUCCCUAAAUUUAGUGCAACAGCGUGC
This is a messenger RNA of Perca flavescens (yellow perch), 2853 nucleotides long. RefSeq names its product wingless-type MMTV integration site family, member 6b (gene wnt6b). Gene Ontology annotation, molecular function: cytokine activity; frizzled binding. The transcript has 4 exons. Gene Ontology annotation, cellular component: extracellular region. Gene Ontology annotation, biological process: canonical Wnt signaling pathway; cell fate commitment; multicellular organism development. Lineage: Eukaryota; Metazoa; Chordata; Actinopteri; Perciformes; Percidae. Bases 723 to 1790 code for a protein of 355 amino acids. The record is from RefSeq and is a predicted model, not a curated record.